This is a messenger RNA of Anisakis simplex (herring worm), 210 nucleotides long. The record is from the annotation of a GenBank genome assembly. NCBI's taxonomy places the organism in Eukaryota, Metazoa, Nematoda, Chromadorea, Rhabditida, Anisakidae.
CUUGAUGUGAUACCGAACUGUGUAUGUGCGUAUGCACACUUCAAUGAUUUGCAACCAAUCGAUAACUACACGACAACGACACGUUUCAUCACAUAUUUGAACGCGAUCAACCUUGUGGUGGCCACUGCUUUUCGUCAGAAAGAGAUCCGCGAUGAGGUGAAAUAUCGUAUGAAGUGGUUGCUGAAGUGUGGCACAAGCGAAUCUCAGUAG